GAAACUAACCAAAUUAUUACAAACUUUUAUCAAAUGUCUUCCUUAUCCCAAUUAUUUGUUGCAUUACUUUUAUUGUCAGUCACAUAUACUUCAGCUGAUAAUCCCACAGAAUACUGCAACCAAAACACCCUCAUAAGCAGUAGCAGCCCAAUAUCAGCCAACAUAGACCACUUAUUAACUGAUAUAGUCACCAAAUUCCAACAGGGUGCCACCUUUGUUGAGUCCUCAUACGGCGAAAACAAUAACACGGUCUACGGCCUGGCUCAAUGCCGAGGUGAUUUAGGGUCCAAGGACUGUUUGGCCUGCAUCCAAGACGCGGCCAAACAGGUCCGAGAACUCUGUCCUAGCCAAUCUGAUGCUCGGAUUUGGUAUGACUAUUGCUUCUUAAGGCAUAGUCAAGAUCAAUUCUUUACUCAUUUGGAUACCUCAAAUGGCUUCUUAUAUGCAAACACAGCACAUGUAACAGACCCUGAUAUGUUUAACCAUGAGUUGGGGAAUAUAUUCAAAAAAAUCGUGUCCAAAGCGGUGAAGCCUUCGAGUGGUGGAUUAGCGAAAGAUAAGAAGAAAUUGACAGAUUUUGAGACAUUAUAUGCAUUGGUUCAGUGCACAAGGGACUUAUCUCCUCUCUCUUGUGCUCAAUGUUUGGGUGAAGCUAUUCAGAAUUUUGGGGGUUUCUGUAGUAAUAGUCAGGGUUGCAGAGUGUUGUAUAGUAGUUGUUACAUUAGAUAUGAGCUUUACCCUUAUUUCUUCCCUUUGGAUGGUCAAUCUCCUAAAAACAAGGGUCAUUCUCUAAUGAAACCGCUCACUAAUCAUCCUUAAUUAAGCUGCCCGAAAAGAUUAAAACAUGUACUUAAUAAGGCAAAGAGAGAAAAUAAAGCUUUACCUAGCCAAGUUGUUUUUUUGAAUGUAAGGAAACAAAUUGUAUUGUGUUAUCUUGUUUAUGUUUGACAAUAAUUUGUACGAAAUUGCAAUGUUUGCUACUGAUAUUCGGAAGAAGUUGGA
Spinacia oleracea (spinach) is the source of this 1002-nucleotide messenger RNA. RefSeq names its product cysteine-rich repeat secretory protein 55. The transcript has a single exon. Bases 34 to 819 code for a protein of 261 amino acids. Lineage: Eukaryota; Viridiplantae; Streptophyta; Magnoliopsida; Caryophyllales; Amaranthaceae. The record is from RefSeq and is a predicted model, not a curated record.